AUGGGGAAUUGUGUAAAGUCUCUCUUCCCAUCAAUCAAGUGGUCACGCCGGCGUACUGUGGAGCUUGCCAUUCUCACCGUUCUUGCCGUGACGUCCUCCAUUCUCAUCCUCGUUCUCCCGAGCUCACGGGUGUACUGCGUUAUUGUGUUGUGUCUUGUCGUGAUCUAUGGAGCGCGACUGUGGCGGCUUCUUCCCAGCGACAGGCGCCGCGUCUCGAAGGAGGCACACGCGUUGGCGGACGCCGUACUGAGGGCGAGACAAGCAGUGGGCACCUUUCCGUCUCUGGCGCAGUCCAUGCACCCCCCUCAGCCACAAGCCCACUCGAUGUGCACCCCACAGCAGCCGCAGUCGCUAUUUGCGGGGUCUGUGCAGGCACCNCCCCCCUCAGCCACAAGCCCACUCGAUGUGCACCCCACAGCAGCCGCAGUCGCUAUUUGCGGGGUCUGUGCAGGCACCAUACUCACAUAUGGGCGCAAUGCCAGCGGAACAGCUGCUGGCGGUUUCAAUGGCCCAGUCUCAUCAAGCAAUCAUGGCAGCCUCGAUGCGUCAACAGCAACAAAAGCAUCAACAGGCGAUGCUGGCGGCUUCUAUGAGCCAACAACAGCAAUUGUUGAUAGGCUCUCCAAUGCCAGAGCAGCAAGUGCUAAUGACUUCAUUCCCAUCACAACAGCAGCCCGUGAUGAAUUCAUUCCUGCCACAGCAACCGAUGAUGCUGACUCCAGUUUUACCACCACAGCAGGUAAUGUUGGCCUCCAACAUCUCACAAUCACGGCAAAUGCACGGUUUCUCUCCUCGGUCGUCGCCGAUGGGGCCCUAUUUUAUGGGCGGAGGCAACGUGCUGCCGCAGCUCACACCGAUUGCCAAGAGUGCUGUGAGGUAUGGCUAGCUUUGUGCCGUUAUUACGUGUUGGCACGUCCCCAACCCCUUUCUUCAUUGAUGCUGGUGCUGCCAUGUAUUCUAUGA
Molecule: messenger RNA, 963 nt
Organism: Trypanosoma grayi
Lineage: Eukaryota; Euglenozoa; Kinetoplastea; Trypanosomatida; Trypanosomatidae
Exons: 1
Coding region: 1-963 (320 amino acids)
Source: RefSeq, a predicted model, not a curated record